AUGUCUCUUGAUUGUGUAACAAACAAAUCGCUUUCUAUUAACCAUUUUCAGACACCUUUCAAUUACGGCUUGCCAAACUCCUUUCAGUCUGCAUUCUGGAAUAGACCCAAUCAAUGCUUUACCCCUGCCUCGCCAACUGCACUUGAGAGUGAUUCGGUGAGAAGUGACCCCGGUGCAUUUUGGCGCAGUUCCCUAUCUAUAGACAAUUCUUUGAACGCUGGUGGUUUGGUUUCGAUUAGCCCCACUUACGAAUCCAGUAGAGGAACUACGUAUGUAGGAGAGACUUCGUUCCGCACGCCAACCCGGGUUGGAGCGGACCAUUGUGGACACUUAUUGCCUGUUCAACACAAAUCAUCUUUUGGUGGUGAAUCCGGACUAGUCGACAAACUGCAUAACAGCGCACAUGAAACUGAGUUCAAUGAUGCUGCCGAGUUGCCAAACGAUUACAGUUUACAGAAUAAAUUGGACUCAACGCUGUUAGAAAUUUCACCGGAAUCACUGGUCCAAUCACGAAAGAGGAAUAUGAGCGAAGAUGUCAGAGAGCUUUACUCUGGACAAUUUCUAGGCAAAAUGGGCUCAUGUUCGGACCAAAGUAGUGCAUUUUCUGCAGUUAAUUAUCACGAAAUUGGGGGCACACUAAAACUACCAUGGAACAACACGGUCUAUAACACGAGCCAAAGAUCUCCAAACAAGCGAAUACAUUCUGUGGACGCGCAUUCAGACACCAUGGUCACAGAUCAACACACGAAUGGCCGGCAUUACCCCGAAGUAAUGUCAUCUCCCGGUUCUAGUUCUCCCAGUUCACAUCAGGCUCCACACAUUGCCGCAGCGGCAGCUUGUGUUGCUGCAGCUGCAGCAGCGGUCGCGGUUGCCAGCACGGUACCAGUCGUGGUAUCUUCGUCUCGUCCAACAACCGUUUAUCCCCUACUUAUGAACACCCCGCUAGCACACCACAGACCAUAUGGGCCUGGACCCCUUCCCUCAAAUCCUUACCCAUUUCUUCCACAAGCCACUGCCAGGCCCCCUUAUGACUCCCUGCGACACUUUACUCACCCCAAUUUUCACCACCAUUCGUCACAUUGCUUUGGUUACGGUCUGGAUGGAACACGUAGGAAAAAUGCAACCAGAGAGAGCACUACCACACUGAAGGUGUGGCUUCAAGAACACAUCAAGAAUCCUUAUCCUACAAAGGGUGAAAAAAUCAUGCUUGCCAUCAUCACCAAAAUGACCUUGACUCAGGUUUCCACUUGGUUCGCAAACGCCCGACGAAGGUUAAAGAAGGAGAAUAAGAUGUGUUGGCCUCCGAAGACAUGCAGUUCUGCCGCAAGAUCUGCCUCGGAAAAUCCACAUUCCAAUUCUAACCCUGGCGAGGGUGGAAAAAUGAAGCAUGCUGAAUUGAGUAAAAAGUAUGCAAUUGAGGAAAACGUACACAGUGAAGGAGAAGACCUAACAGAGUUAGACACCGAUAUAUCGGAGGAUGCGGACGAGAAUGUAGAUGAACUCGACGGGGAGGAAGAAGAUAUUGCUUGUACAGAUGGCGAGAUGCAGGAUCCCUGUCCUGAAUCUCCAAGCACCUUAGUACCCUACAAGAAAACUAGUCUAAGGUACUUAGAAGUUACCCAUCCGGGUUACGAUCAUGCGCAUAUUGAUGCGGGUCAGCUACCUCAUCAGAUAUUAACAGAGUCACCGCAAAUGACAAAGUUCCGAGAGCAACCUGUGAGCCUAUCAAAAAAUGGCAACGAUAUCCUGGGUAAUCUAUCACGUCCAUACCAAAGUGCAACAUCUUUUCAUGCCAGCAACCAGCGUUCAUUAAUGAGCUUUCCUUUCCCAAUGGCAACCGGUACAUUAGAAUCUUCGCAUUUACCUUUGUACCCAUCUUCCUUGACCUCGUUACAUAGGUCCCCUACUGAAGAUGCAAUUGACUUUUUAUCAUCUGGCUUGUCAGUUUCCGGUCCAACAGGCUUGCACUCGGAACGUUUCCCUUUUACUACCUCGGCUGACAGUGAUGUCACUGGGUCCCCAUUUCUCCGGUCCAACUUUCUUCCACGCCCAAUCGCGCCUGGACUAACUGGCGACAUCUACGGUGGUUCGAUCCGACAGCCAAAGCAUUUUCCCGCUCCCAGUCACACAAUUGAUUUUCCAGUCAACAUCGUAACUCCUUCCGGUCCGUACCUCAAUGCUAAUCCGCGGGUACCACACCCCAAUCUUUAUGACCCCUUGGGAUAUGCUGGGGAAAACAAACACACCUGA
Molecule: messenger RNA, 2250 nt
Organism: Dicrocoelium dendriticum
Lineage: Eukaryota; Metazoa; Platyhelminthes; Trematoda; Plagiorchiida; Dicrocoeliidae
Source: the annotation of a GenBank genome assembly